AUGCCCAGUUCAAUGUUUGGAGAAUUCGGUCGGGAAAGACGGGGUGGCGUGGAGAGGAGAGAAAUGAAGAUAUGGCCGGUCUGGAUCAUGCCGAGCGCAGAGACGCUGGAAAGGGAACAACAACAAGAAACCAUCUCAACAUUGGAUCCGACCUCAUCCACAAGUUUCCGUUUUCUGGGGCAAAUCCCCAAAACGUGCGGUGUAGCCACGUUGUUCCCGUCAGAGAGGUUGCUAGCACUGAAGGGGAGCCUCUGCACCAUUGGAAACCGGCGUCAUAUCCACCGUCCCAGGCAGAAAAUUACAAUCAUGCACGCCUUUUCAGGUGCCAAUGGUCCUCACAGUAUCGUAGAAGAACCUCACGCAGACAUACUGGGAGAUGGGCCAACGGAGGGUGCAAAGGACAUGGUCUGCAUUGAGACAGGCAUCAGAACCGAUCUAUUCUUGCCUUCCUCCCCCCGCCCCCUUCCCAUCGGCCAAGGCUUCUCUCCCCACGCUGGAUCAGACCUCUGGGCAGAUCAAAUACGUGAUGGGAUCUUGGCACUUGGGCAAGGGAGGCACGCAGGGAAAGUUAUCGAGACUUGGCAGCAAGAUUAG
Penicillium oxalicum is the source of this 594-nucleotide messenger RNA. RefSeq lists its product as uncharacterized. The transcript has 3 exons. The record is from RefSeq and is a predicted model, not a curated record. Bases 1 to 594 code for a protein of 197 amino acids. NCBI's taxonomy places the organism in Eukaryota, Fungi, Ascomycota, Eurotiomycetes, Eurotiales, Aspergillaceae.